This is a messenger RNA of Hirundo rustica (Barn swallow), 927 nucleotides long. It is a transcript of the gene CLEC19A, whose product is annotated as C-type lectin domain containing 19A. The coding region runs from base 7 to 570 and encodes 187 amino acids. Gene Ontology annotation, molecular function: signaling receptor activity. The record is from RefSeq and is a predicted model, not a curated record. Lineage: Eukaryota; Metazoa; Chordata; Aves; Passeriformes; Hirundinidae. The transcript is spliced from 5 exons.
CCGGCCAUGGGCAGCGGGCGGGCGCUGUGCGCGAUGCUGGCCGCCGCCCUGCUGGCCGCACAGGCCUUUCCCCAGACCAACAUCAAGAUCAGCCAAGCCAUGCCCGAGCCUGUCCACGCCUACUCCUGCCCACUCUUCUGGACAGAGUACGAAGGGCACUGCUACCGCUACUUCCCCAUCAACAAAACCUGGGCUGAAGCCGACCUCUACUGCGCCGAGUUCUCCAUUGGCAUCAGGUCAGCCAAGCUGGCCUCCAUCCACAGCUGGGAAGAGAACGUCUUUGUGUACGACCUGGUGAACAGCCGCGUGCCCGGCAUCCCCACCGACAUCUGGACGGGACUCAACGACCUACGGCAGGAGGGUCACUUUGAGUGGACAGAUGGCUCCUCCUACGACUACCACUACUGGGAUGGCAGCCAGCCCGACGAUGGGAUCCACUCCAUCCCCGAGGAGGAGGACUGCGUGCAGAUCUGGUACAGACACAGCAGCGCACUGCGCUCCUGGAACGACAACGCCUGUGGCAGAGCCUUCCCCUUCGUGUGCAAGAUCCCCUCACUGGCCCUGGACUGAGGCUGCUGGGGCUGCCCACACCCCCCUUCAUCCGUGUCACCUCUCCAGCUGUGCCAGGGAAGAGCAGCCAGGACAUGGCACGGGCUGGGAGAGCCAUGGAGCUGCUUGGAUCCCCAGCCAGUCCCUGGCAGCAGGAUCCCUCCUGCGAGUAUGGUGGGGAUGAACCUGGCACUCAGCAGUGACAGGAGCUGCAUUCAACAGCAAAGGAUCCCCCAGGCCCGAGUUUGGCUUUGGAUUUCAGAUCAACUAUCACAACUUGUUAGAGGAAAGCCGUGAUUUUUACCAGCACACCAAACUGUUAGCACCCAAAAAAUAGCCGUGUGUAGGAAAUGCUUUUGCCUGUUGAGCUGCAAAGAG